Puntigrus tetrazona (Sumatra barb) is the source of this 979-nucleotide messenger RNA. RefSeq lists its product as uncharacterized. The record is from RefSeq and is a predicted model, not a curated record. The coding region runs from base 36 to 824 and encodes 262 amino acids. The transcript is spliced from 3 exons. NCBI's taxonomy places the organism in Eukaryota, Metazoa, Chordata, Actinopteri, Cypriniformes, Cyprinidae.
ACAAAUUAACGCGCAUUUUGUUUUCGUAAGGAGUCAUGGCUGCUGUGGCGCUCGUGCAGGGCGCGAGUAGAGGUCUGGGCUUUGAGUUCUGCAGAUAUCUGCUGUUCAACAGGCCUCCGGCAGCCGUGGUCGCCACAUGCAGGAACCCGGACGCCGCUCAUCGUCUGGCAGCCCUGAGAGAGCAGCACCCGGACAGACUGACUGUCCUCGAGCUGGACGCGUGCAGGGAAGAAGACAUCGCGAGCGCGGCUGAGAGCGUCAGAGCCGCCUUCGGGAAGGUGGACUUGAUCAUUAAUUCUGCAGCUAUGCUUCAUCCGUCUGGUAAAGGAGAAACACAUUUACGAGACGUGUCCGCUCAGGGAGUAAUUUCUACUUUAACCAUUAAUGCAGUGGGUCCACUGGUGAUGGCCAAGUAUUUUGCCCCCCUGCUUCAGAAGGGAACGGGGGCGUUCGGCCAACAGCCCCCAAAUAAAGAGAAACAGCACAGUGGCAUCAUUGUGAACAUGACUGCUAGAGUGGGCUCUAUAGGAGACAAUGCUCUCGGAGGCUGGUACAGCUAUAGGAUGUCUAAAGCUGCCUUAAACAUGGCCACCAGAAACCUGUCCAUUGAGCUGGGUCGAGGGCGCUCUAAAAUUGUGUGUGUGUCAUUGCAUCCUGGAACAGUGAAAACAGAUUUGUCUCGGCCCUACCAUCACAACAUACCCAACAACAAGCUCUUCAGCACGGAGCACUCAGUCCAAUGCCUUAUGAACAUUAUAGACACUCUAAAUAUGUAUAAAACUGGUAAAGCAUACGCAUGGGACAAUACUGAAAUACCUUGGUAAACUCUGUCUUGUCAAAAACAACAGUAUUCUGUGUGUACCCCGUUUUUGGGUGAGAAAAGUGUUGCAAAGGUGGGCGAGAAAAAGGAAAACAGCGCUGAAACAAAUCAAGCAGUCUUUUACAGAAAAUAAAGGAUGUGGAAAUAUUGGAUUUAAAA